AUGGACUGGAAGACGCUGCAGGGCCUGCUGAGCGGGGUGAACAAGUACUCCACGGCCUUCGGGCGCAUCUGGCUCUCCGUGGUCUUCGUCUUCCGGGUGCUGGUCUACGUGGUGGCGGCGGAGCGCGUGUGGGGGGACGAGCAGAAGGACUUUGACUGCAACACCAAGCAGCCUGGCUGCACCAAUGUCUGCUACGACCACUACUUCCCCAUCUCCCACAUCCGCCUCUGGGCCCUGCAGCUCAUCUUCGUCACCUGCCCCUCCCUGCUGGUGAUCAUGCACGUGGCCUACCGGGAAGACCGGGAGAAGAAGAACCGGGAGAAGAACGGUGAGGACUGCCCCAAGCUCUAUCGCAACACAGGCAAGAAACACGGCGGGCUGUGGUGGACCUACCUGCUGACCCUCUUCUUCAAGCUGACCAUCGAGAUCAGCUUCCUCUACAUCCUCCACAAGAUGUGGGAUAGCUUUGACUUACCGCGCCUGGUCAAGUGCGCCAACCUGGACCCCUGCCCCAACAUUGUGGACUGCUACAUUGCCCGGCCCACCGAGAAAAAGGUAUUCACCUACUUCAUGGUGGGGGCCUCCGCCAUCUGCAUUGUCCUCACCGUCUGCGAGAUCUUCUACCUCAUCUUCAAGCGGGCCGUCCGGAGCCUACACAAAUGGAAGAAGAACUCCAAGCACUUGGUCAGCUACAACAAGGCUUCCACCUGCCAGUGCCACCUCAAGCUGGAGCAGCAGGAUGGCAAGGCCAAGAACAAGCCUUUGGAUGCCCUCCGGGCCUCCGCUCCCAACUUGACUCUGAUCUGA
Emys orbicularis (European pond turtle) is the source of this 807-nucleotide messenger RNA. Its product is annotated as gap junction beta-3 protein-like. Gene Ontology annotation, cellular component: connexin complex. The record is from RefSeq and is a predicted model, not a curated record. Gene Ontology annotation, molecular function: gap junction channel activity. Bases 1 to 807 code for a protein of 268 amino acids. Gene Ontology annotation, biological process: cell-cell signaling. The transcript has a single exon. Lineage: Eukaryota; Metazoa; Chordata; Testudines; Emydidae.